Messenger RNA from Humulus lupulus (European hop), 869 nucleotides. RefSeq names its product sm-like protein LSM1B. The transcript is spliced from 5 exons. Gene Ontology annotation, biological process: deadenylation-dependent decapping of nuclear-transcribed mRNA. The record is from RefSeq and is a predicted model, not a curated record. Gene Ontology annotation, molecular function: RNA cap binding. NCBI's taxonomy places the organism in Eukaryota, Viridiplantae, Streptophyta, Magnoliopsida, Rosales, Cannabaceae. Gene Ontology annotation, cellular component: P-body; Lsm1-7-Pat1 complex. Bases 1 to 606 code for a protein of 201 amino acids.
AUGCCUUUCGGGUUUCUAUAUAAGCCACAUGGGAAGCAUCUUAAUGCUGGGAAGAUGGUUGUUAGGCCUAAGGAAGCUUCAGAAAUACUUAAUGAACUGGAUGUCAAGAGAAUAUCAGAGGUUGAAUUGUAUUUGGUCCUACCUGAGGCUACAUUUGGUUUGGAAUGGAAGGAAGACCCCACUGCAGUACCCCAUAUACCUGACCCUCCCCCUAAAAUAUUAAGGAGAUGUGUGAUUGACGAUAUGUAUAGUUAUGACAGUAUUGUUUUUCUUCUUGCAGAAAAGCUUCUUGUAUUGUUGCGAGAUGGGAGAAAGCUUUUGGGUUUACUGAGAUCUUUUGAUCAAUUUGCUAAUGUUAUUCUUGAAGGUGCCUGUGAACGAGCUAUUGUUGGUGAUCUUUACUGUGACAUUCCACUAGGUCUAUAUGUAAUUCGAGGCGAAAAUGUGGUGUUGAUUGGAGAGCUGGACUUGGAUAGGGAGGAGCUUCCCCCACAUAUGACUCGAGUCUCAGUAGAAGAGAUAAAAAGGGCUCAGAAAGCAGAGAAGGAUGCCAGUGAUCUCAAGGGUACCAUGAGAAAGAGAAUGGAGUUUCUUGAUUUUGAUUAAACCUGUUAUGGGCUCCUAUUAUAUCUUUCAUAUAUGAGUGAAAUGAUCAGUAAGAGUCUGGGACUAAGCAGAUCAAUUUCGUCUCAAGAAGAGGAAUUUCAGAAGAAAGUUGCAGCAGCACUGAGGGCUCCGUUUACAGAUGUCAGGGAAAAAUAUGCAAAUUGUGUACCUCUUGGAGGUCAUUGUUUGUGGUAUCUUUUUCCUCCAUUGCAUGUUAUUUUUUACUUGAUACAUGCCAUUAAUGUAAUUGGGUCUAAAUGCGU